Messenger RNA from Lepus europaeus (European hare), 960 nucleotides. RefSeq names its product olfactory receptor 8K1-like. The record is from RefSeq and is a predicted model, not a curated record. Bases 1 to 960 code for a protein of 319 amino acids. Lineage: Eukaryota; Metazoa; Chordata; Mammalia; Lagomorpha; Leporidae. Gene Ontology annotation, cellular component: membrane. Gene Ontology annotation, biological process: G protein-coupled receptor signaling pathway; sensory perception of smell. Gene Ontology annotation, molecular function: G protein-coupled receptor activity; olfactory receptor activity; odorant binding. The transcript has a single exon.
AUGAAGCACAUUGAGAAACUCAAUCUUACUGCUGGGACGCAGGUUACUGAAUUCAUUAUCAUGGGGAUCACCGAUAACCCUGGACUGCAGGCACCACUCUUCGGAAUCUUCCUCAUCAUAUACUUGGUCACAGUGAUUGGCAAUCUGGGCAUGAUUAUACUGACCUAUUUGGACUCCAAGCUCCACACCCCCAUGUAUUUUUUCCUUAGACAUUUGUCAGUUACUGAUCUUGGUUACUCUACUGCCAUUGGCCCAAAGAUGAUGGUCAAUUUUGUGGCAAACAAAAGUACUAUUUCCUACAAUUUGUGUGCCACCCAGCUGGCAUUCUUUGAGAUUUUCAUCAUCACUGAACUGUUUAUCCUAUCAGCAAUGGCCUAUGAUCGCUAUGUGGCCAUUUGCAAACCACUUGUAUACAUGGUUAUCAUGGAGGAGAAAGUGUGUUGGGUGUUGGUUCUUAUUCCUUAUCUCUAUAGCACAUUUGUGUCACUCUUGCUCACAGUUAAGCUAUUUUCAUUGUCAUUCUGUGGCUCUAACAUCAUCAGGUAUUUUUACUGUGACUGUCUCCCUCUCAUAUCCAUGCUCUGUUCAGACACUCAUGAAUUAGAAUUGAUCGUUUUGAUCUUCUCAGGCUGUAACUUGCUCUCCUCCCUCUUGAUUGUUCUGGUAUCCUAUAUGUUUAUUCUUGUAGCUAUCUUCAGAAUGAACACAACCCAGGGGAGGUACAAAGCCUUCUCCACCUGUAGCUCUCAUCUAACAGUAGUGGUAGUGUUCUAUGGGACAUUAUUGUUCAUUUAUCUGCAACCUAAAUCAAGCCACACCUUUGAUAUUGAUAAAAUGGCUUCUGUAUUUUAUACCCUAGUGAUCCCUAUGCUGAAUCCACUAAUUUACAGCCUACGGAACAAAGAAGUAAAAAAUGCACUGAAAAGAACUUUACUGAAUCUGAUUAAAAUGCACACAUGA